CACUACGGAUCUCCUUAGUCAAGCUCCCCGCGCUAGUUGGCCCCAUCGCGCUGUCACGAUAGGACAGAAAAAAAGGGGAAAAGAAUUAAAAAUAAAACAAAACAAAUCCAAUCCCAACUGUGCGGAAACAAUCACACGCGGUUUUGUUUUUACAUCUCUAUUUGCAUUCCAAACUCUUCGAAGAAUGAGUAACUUGUUCGAAGAAAGGAAAAGUGGGGGAAGUUUUUCAUUUGGUGUUCUGUUUUCUACGUGAAAAAUUGGAUUGCGAAUUUUCUUCCUGAAAACAUUCUUGAGGCAGUUAUGUCAUUCGUGAAAAGCUGGAAGACAGUUUUUGGAAUUUGGUGGAGACCCGUUUUAGCACUUUUGAUCCCGUUGGCUCUGCUUCCUCUCAUCAUUCUACACGACAGCAAAGAAGCGAGAUGCGGGUACGUCGUGCUAUGGAUGGCGUUCUAUUUCAUGUUCGAACCUAUCCCUCUUGCUGUGACUGCUCUGUUGCCGGUCGCCACCUUUCCAGUGCUUGGCAUCCUCUCCACAACAGAAGCGUGCACGCCGUACAUGAAAGACACUAUCAUGAUGUACGUUGGAAGCCUGACGCUCGCCGUGGCCGUAGAGCAUUGCGAUCUGCACAAAAGGAUAGCGCUGCGAGUGUUGCUCGUCAUAGGCACGGGGGCGAGAUGGCUGAUGCUGGGCUUCAUGAUGACGACCAUGUUCCUAUCGAUGUGGAUAAGCAACACGGCCACCACCGCCAUGAUGGUGCCCAUCGUGGACGCAGUGCUGGACGAGCUCGAAAAGGAGGAGAAGAAGACGCUCAAGGGCGAUGGCUCGGGCAUCAGUAUGAUAACUAUACGUUCCAAUAUGUCUUCAUCUCUCUGGACUCCAGAAUCCGACAAGAACCACUAUAAAAUCAAUAAGCAACUAUCGAACAGCUCAGGGACGAAAAAAGACUACAGGCACCUUCGGGAUUCGCUUCUGCUCAGUAUAGCUUAUGCAGCCAAUUGUGGAGGAACCGGAACUGUGAUUGGAUCUGGACCUAAUUUGGUUUUCAAAGGCUUAGUUGAGGAACUGUAUCCGGAAUCGAACGAGCUGACAUUUGCAUCGUGGCUUAUCUACAACGCCCCCGUCAUGGUCAUCUGCGUGUUUUUGUGCUGGAUUGGACUGCAGUUUUUUUAUCAGCCUUGCUGCCCAAAAGAAGACAGUACUACUGAAUCAGCGGCGAGAAAUGCUGUUCUUAAAAGCUACCAGGAACUUGGAUCUAUCACAUUUCAUGAGGCUGCUGUCGCAUUUUUAUUUCUGCUGGUGGUGCUGCUGUGGUUUUUGAGAGAUCCUCAGUUUGUUGAUGGUUGGUCGACAUUCAUGACAAAUGGAAAGAGCAUAAAAGACGCCACCCCUGCGAUAGCUGUGUGUAUACUGCUUUUCAUCAUUCCAUCCAAGCCCUCCUUCACCGAGCACAGCCCACCACUCCUUAACUGGCGCACCGCCCAGAGGAAAAUACCCUGGGGAGUGCUUCUCUUGCUCGGUAGUGGGUUCGUAGUGGCAGAUGCUGCCAAGAAAUCUCACCUGUCCGUAUGGCUGAGUUCUCAGCUGUCUUAUCUUAAUUUCCUCUCCCCCGCGGUCAUCUGCAUCAUCUUGACCUUCAUGGCCUCCAUCCUCACAGAAGUCAUCAGCAACAUGUCCAUGGCCACCAUCAUGCUUCCGGUUGUCAGCGAAAUGGCGGAAGCUGUCAAAGUGCACCCGUUUUUUCUGAUGCUUCCGGUUACGAUUGGAUGCUCCUUUGCGAUGAUUUUACCCGUCGGAAAUCCAUCCAAUGCCAUUGUUUUCGAUGCCAGUAAUAUGAAAACAUUUGACAUGAUGAAACCUGGUGUCAUUUUGAAAAUUCUGUGUUGCAUAGUGGAACUUUUUAUGAUACAGACUCUAGGAGUGGCUCUCUUCAAUUUACAUAGUUUCCCCGACUGGGCCAACAGGACUGAAAUUCUGACAAGUACUACCCACAGUAUUAACGGGACUUUCCUAGCCAAUGUGUCUUCUUCGGUCAAUACAACUAUUACCUCCAUACAGAACGGGUGACCGUUGGUCGAACAGUAUAAAAUUAUUUAUUCGAGAAUUAUGUGCUUCAAAUUGAAGAUAAGAGAUUUCCUGUUUAUACGGGUAUAGCAGGCCAAGUAUUUAACGUCUGUUGAAUUAUAUAAGAAUGUUUGGACAAUCAAGAACUUAUGCCCAGAACAAACAGGGGAAAAACACUUGCGGUAAAUCAAAUCAAGAGUGUACUAUACCUUCCAAGAAUUUUUUUAAUCAUUUCUGGCCAUUGAAAUUGAACAAACAAUCAAUCGACAAUUAUCGAAUCAAACCACCCAUUAAAUAUUUUUGUAACUUUUC
Messenger RNA from Argiope bruennichi, 2373 nucleotides. Its product is annotated as Na(+)/citrate cotransporter-like. The transcript is spliced from 13 exons. Gene Ontology annotation, molecular function: citrate transmembrane transporter activity; succinate transmembrane transporter activity. Lineage: Eukaryota; Metazoa; Arthropoda; Arachnida; Araneae; Araneidae. Bases 301 to 2064 code for a protein of 587 amino acids. Gene Ontology annotation, biological process: citrate transport; monoatomic anion transmembrane transport. Gene Ontology annotation, cellular component: membrane. The record is from RefSeq and is a predicted model, not a curated record.